GGUCUGAGGACAGCACCCAAACUUUUUUGUAAUCAAUUACCUGCAAAAGCAGAUAUUCCGACAUUUACAAUUUUGAUUGACGGAAGAUAUUGAGACCAAUGUCUUGCUGCAACCUUUUCAUCGUGAUCUGCGUGCUGGCCGCCUUCGGGGGCGGCAUGGGAGACGUGCAAGAGCACGUCUCCUUCAUGGAGAAGUGUGGUGCCCCCGUGGAAGGAGGCACAGGGGAGAUGGAGAUGGGUUCCGAGGGGGAACCCAUCUUGAUGGACUAUUUGAUGCCUGAUAAAACGACCACUGAUAUCGAUGAUACGAACGAAGUUACCUCAGACAAGACCAUGAGUGAUGAGAAUGUAACUAUUGUUGAAACAAAGGAACCGUUGAAUACAACCUCGGUAAAAGGCAUUGAAGGCAAAAAUGAAACAGUUCUGGAAACUACGAAAGAAGAGAACAUAACAUUAGAGAAAGCAAUUGAUAACAAGAACGGAACCAUUGUUGAAACUAAGGAAGAGAACAGAACUGUGGAAAAUCCUGUUGCCGAGAAUGAAAGCACUGUUAAAACCAUUGAGCACAGAAACAAAACGGUACAAACACCUGCUGGUGAUAAACAUGGGACAGAUAUUGAAGCCAGUAAAGAGCAGGAAAAUAAAAUUUUGGAUAAGAUGGUUGAAAAGAAGAGAAAUGAUUUGGAAACUAAAGAACAGGAAAACGAAAUCUUGCUAACAAUCCCUGUUGCUAAGAACGAAACAUUUCUGGAAACUAAAGAGCAAGAAAACAAAACUGUGGAGAAAGCAGUUAUUGAUGAUAAGAACGAAACCAUCGUCGAAACUAAACAGCAAGACAACAAAACUGUGGAAAAGACCGAUGAUAGAAAUGGAACCAUUGUUGAAACUAAACAGCAAGACAACAAAACUGUGGAAAAGACCGAUGAUAGAAAUGGAACCAUUAUUGAAACUAAACAGCAAGACAACAAAACUGUGGAAAAGACCGAUGAUAGAAAUGGAACCAUUAUUGAAACUAAACACCUAGACAACAAAACUGUGGAAAAGACCGAUGAUAGAAAUGGAACCAUUAUUGAAACUAAACAGCAAGACAACAAAACUGUGGAAAAGACCGAUGAUAGAAAUGGAACCAUUGUUGAAACUAAACAGCAAGACAACAAAACUGUGGAAAAGACCGAUGAUAGAAAUGGAACCAUUAUUGAAACUAAACAGCAAGAAAACAAAACUGUGGAAAAGACCGAUGAUAGAAAUGGAACCAUUAUUGAAACUAAACACCUAGACAACAAAACUGUGGAGAAUAAAGUUGAAGAUAGGAACGGAACUAAUGUUGAAACGAAACACCAAGAGAAUAAAACUGAGGAGAAAAAAGUUGAUGAUAAGAACGGAACCAUUGUUACAGCUAAUCAGCAAGACAACAAAACUGUGGAAAAAGUUAUUGAUGACAAAAACAUAACCAUUGUAGAAGCGAAACAGCAAGACAACAGAACUGUGGAAAAUCCCACUGGUAAUAAGAUCGGAACCAUUGUCCAAACGAAACAAGAGGAGAAUAAAACUGUGGAAAAUGAAGUUGAUCAGAACGGAACCAUUGUGGAAAUGAAACAGCAAGACAACAGAACUGUAGAAAAAGCAGUUAUUGAUGACAAAAACGUAACCAUUGUGGAAACGAAACAAGAGGAGAAUAAAACUGUGGAAAAUCCCACUGGUAAUAAGAUCGGAACCAUUGUCCAAACGAAACAAGAGGAGAAUAAAACUGUGGAAAAUGAAGUUGAUCAGAACGGAACCAUUGUGGAAAUGAAACAGCAAGACAACAGAACUGUAGAAAAAGCAGUUAUUGAUGACAAAAACGUAACCAUUGUGGAAACGAAACAAGAGGAGAAUAAAACUGUGGAAAAUCCCACUGGUAAUAAGAUCGGAACCAUUGUCCAAACGAAACAUGAAGAGAAUAAAACUGUGGAAAAUUCCACUGGUGAUAAGAGCGGAGGAGAUAUUGAGAUUAGCAAAGAGGAAGAGAACAAGCCCUUGCUGCAAGGGGUGCACGAUAAGAUCGAAACGGAUGAAACAAUUAGUAAAGAGAUAGAAAACAAAACAUUUGAAAAAGCCGUUGCCAAAAACAACGAAACCUUUGAGGGAACUAAUGAGCAGGAAAACAAAAUGAUAUUUUCAAGGAACGAAACAGAUGCGGAAACUAAAGAACCACAUGAGGAAAUUGCGUUGCCACUAAUCCCAGGUGCUAAGAACGAAACAUUUGAGGGAAUUAAUGAGCAGGAAAACAAAAUGAUAUUUUCAAGGAACGAAACAGAUGCGGAAACUAAAGAACCACGUGCUAAGAACGAAACUAAAGAGCAAGAAAACAAAACGGUAUUUUCGAGGAACGAAACGGUUGGCGAAACUAUAAUAGAACCACACGAGGAAAUUUUACCACGAGCGAACAUAACUCACGAGAGCGAAACAGAAACUGAAGGAAACGAAAGCGAAAUUGUACAGAACAAAUCGAUGAAUCUAGAGACCACGAUAGCGGAAAUUGAAACGACCACGAUAGCGAUUGAGGAAAAAACGGAAAGUAUUCAGAAAUUAAAUGAAGAUCUCAGUAAACAAACAAUACUUCUGCAGAACCGAACAGAAGAUCUUGAGAAAAAAUCAAAUGAAAUGAAAAACAAAAUACUAGAAGUGGAAAACAAAACGAUGCGAUUAGAAAAGGAAUCAGAUGCGAUGUUAAUGGAGAGUGUCAUAAUAGGACGAACGAUGCUGCGUGUGGAGACAGAAACCAAUGACAUUGAAAACAAAGCUGUGGGUUUGAAGGAGACGACCGAGAAUCUCCAGAACAAGACAGGAGACCUGCAGGAAGGAACUAGGAGUCUGCAGGCUCAAAUUGAAGCUCUACAGAACAAGAUGAUGCACUUAGAGAACAUGAUGGAAAAAAUCUUGAACAUGACAGUAGAAAUUGAAGACCAUACAUUAGGUCUGGAAAAAGAAACACUGGAUUUGGAGAAUAAGACAGUCGAAUUGGAAGACAAGGUGACUGGUAUUUAUAAUUGGACUCAACAGAUGCAGAAGCGAACGUCGCAACUGGAGAACAAGACUACUGGACUGCGGAGCAAGACAGUAGGCUUGCAAAACAAGGCAUCAGUCCUGAAAAAGAAAGCUUUGCCUGCAGAUGAUGAUGUGUUGUCUGCGAGGAAAAACAAUGAUGUGGACAAUGUUACAACAUGGACUAUUGUUGAAAAUUCAUCCCGCCAGAGACAUCCAAAGCUAACAAACUCUAUUGGUUAUUCCUAUAAUGUAAAGCGAAAAAACAAGAAUGGAUCGGUUGACUGGCAGUGUUGCAAGCGGUCUCGAAGUGCUGUAAUGUGUCGUGCAACAGUAAAACAGGUCGGAAACAGCUUUAUACCUGGCAACGCUGAACACUGUCAUCCUGCCGAACCCAACAUAACUACAGUGCAUCAAAUCCGAGCUGCUGUGAUGGAAGAGGCAUGCACCAAUAUCUUCAAACCAGCAGGGGAGAUAAAAAAGGACUAUAAGCAUGUGCUCCAAAGUAUUGUCGAUUUAGCAGAUACUGUUGCUGUGGAGCAUGUCACUAUCGAUUAUGAGCAUGCGAUGUGGCGAUUUCACUGGGCCCAGGCAGUGUGGCGACAAGUGCAGGUCCAUGGCUUGCAAACUGCUUAUCGCCAAGACUCUGCCCCCUCAUGGCAGCCUUUCUUCCCUGCCCCACAGACCAGGCCAGAGUCAGCCACUCCUGCCGGCUUCCCCGAGGGUUCCUGCAGGACUGGCCGUGGUGUGUGCUGCCAGGAGCAGUGCUGCAGUGGAGGGGUGAGGUCAGGCAGCAGCAUGAGUGGGCAGCAGCAGUCUGCCUCAGGAGUGGGGAGGCAAAGGUGUGGUGGCAACAAUCGCCAGGAGGCAGAUAGCUCUGUUCACAGAGGAAGGAGCAAGUUUGUGUGUCAGCAGUGUGGUAAAACUUUAACAAGCAAACAAGGGCUUGACUACCACACCCUAACACAGUGGUGUGAAAAAUUAUGA
This is a messenger RNA of Portunus trituberculatus (swimming crab), 4010 nucleotides long. Its product is annotated as rootletin-like. Lineage: Eukaryota; Metazoa; Arthropoda; Malacostraca; Decapoda; Portunidae. The transcript is spliced from 6 exons. The record is from RefSeq and is a predicted model, not a curated record. The coding region runs from base 99 to 4010 and encodes 1303 amino acids.